UUCUAAACUAAACCAAAAGCCUCCACUGCGUCUUCCUUCUGCACUUAGGCUUUUUUCGCAAGAAGUGUUGCAAUCCGACAGCAUGUUUUUAGAGCUUGUCAUUUAAAACAGCUGAUUAUGCAUUUGACGUGAAGGUGACAUUAAAUGCUACUGUGGACAGAAAAGGGGAAAUUGAACUCGUCACAGAGGAAACUCCCACAGACUUCUCGGCUGGCUGACUAGAAGGAAGCCACAGUGAGAGAAGGACAAAGGAAAAACAGCCUUCACAAUCUAUGGUAGGUAAGUGAGCCAUUUAUUUUAUACACCCUUGCACUGUGUUGGAGAUCAUGGGUGAGCUAGGAAAGGGGUGAAUGCUUGCCUCUCACAAGUGCUACUUUUUCACAGCUAGAAAAUCAUGUUGCUAUAUUAUUUUAAAAGUUAAUGACCUCUGAUGUGUGAGCAUCAGCCCUAUUUAGAAAUAAUGAUAAAAAUCCACAAAAGUCAAAUGCACAGGUUUGCUUUUUGGGCUUCAUCAGAGCUCAUUUUAAAAUGUGUUGAGCUCAUGAAAGCGGACAUGAAUUCCCAGCAUAUGUCAUCCUGUGACUUCUUCUCCUUUGAUUUGCUCAGAAUUUUCACAAUCAGAUGAGAAAUUGGCUGAGACUCUUCAGAAACAUGCGCACUUCUCUUUAUGAACGCUUAAAAUAUCGCCCAGAAAAUACAGUGAGUGUACAAAAUGAAAAAAAUAGCUUAAUACAGUAACAUACAGGUGUUUCCAGGUGCUGUGGGGUUUUUUGUUUUGGGUUUUUUUUUUUUACAUUUACAUUUUUUACUUGUGCUAUUUUCUGAAAAUCAUUCUGUCUUUGAUUUCAACUCAACUGAUGGUUUCCACUUCUACAGUGUGGCCUACUGCACCUCUGACAAUAACAGGUUGACAAGGUUGUUUAGUUUCAGAGUGAAUACUGGAUUCCCACAUUCUCCUGAACGGGGGUUCCCCCAACCUUCUACUGUAAACAGCAGCUCUAAAGGCAGAAGUAAUGCCUGAGUGACCCUUAAAAUCCCCCGUUGAUAUUCUAAAACAAUGUACUGAAGUCUUUUUUUCCCUCAUUUUUCUGUAACUUUAUUACCAUUUCAGGUUGCAUUCACGUUUUUUAUGAUUGUACAUCAAAUUUUAUUUAAACAUGUUGAGGGAUCAAUUAAAAAAAAUGACAAAUGCAUUUUACAAAAUGUCAUUUUGAUUUAAUUUGCAUUUAUUUGUCAAAAAUGUACAAGGUUUUACUGUUUUUACAUUGUCAAAAAAGUGGACGCAACAUGAAUCAAUUGAUUUUCUUCUUGCAAUGUGGGUAAAAAAAUUGAUUUUUUUAUUUUGUGUUUUUUACAUUUAGUCAUUGUACGGUGUUUACAUCUCUUUAAAACAUAAAAAACAGACAUUUAAAACAAAAAGAAAAUGCCCACCACCACCCCUCACUCAUACACAUAUACAAACACCCACACAUACGCACACAACUUAACCAUACAUAUGUGUGGCGGUGUGUGAUCCCCAGUGUGUUUAUUUCUUUUUAUCUGCGUCUAUCACAUGUGAGAAAAAGAGAUAAGAGAGAGGCGGAUGUGUGGUGACAUCCCACAACAAGCAGACACUCAAAGCGGAAGAAUGCUCGUAGUGUGGUUAUGACUCAUUUGUUCAUUGUUUCUAGUAAAUGAACUAAUUCUUCUCCCCUCUCUCUCUCGCUCUGCCUCGCACACUGCCCUCUGCUCCGACUUGUCUUCAGACUUCUUGAUGAUAUCAGUAAAAGCAGUUGGGCAAGUUUCGUGAGGGCAGCUCAUAACAAAAGGGCCACCUUGCCCUCACUGGGCGCAAUAAUGGUGCCUCUCUUCUGGCUUCUGCUUUUGGCAAAGCUUCCUAAGCUGGCUCUUUUCUCCGGUUCAGAUCGUUGUGUAAUCCAGGAGAUCAACAACUCACAAAAUGUGUCUUCAGUACUGGAAUCAUUACAAUGCCAUAAUAACUACAUGUCCCAUGUCCACUGCAAGUGGAGGCAACACAUAAACACACAGUUGGAGCUCUGGGUCGAUACAGGAUCUGGAAGGGAGGUGAAGUGUGAGCCAUUUGAUCCUAGAGAUGCAGCUAAGCACAGGGAUGUCCGCUGUAGAUAUAAAGCCAAUGCAUUUGGCAUCGGCUUAAAACACACCGCCUUCUUCCUCCAAAACAAGACUUGUCUCUCCUCCUCCUCUGUCCAGCACAAGACUCUUCAUCUUUUACAGCACCUGAAAGCACUCCCACCAGCGAAUCUCUCCACGCACGAUGCAGCUGAUGGUGGCCGAAAGCUCAUUUGGUCCAGCCCCUACCCUCCCUCCUCAUCCCUGAACAAAAACCUCACCUAUCAGCUCAGCUAUAAGACGCACAGAGAGGACAACUGGGUGACUGUGAAUGUCACAAACACCAGUAUGACACUUGAGAGGCAGCUGUUGCGUCCAGGUCACAGGUAUGAAGCCAGAGUGAGGGCCUGGGCCAGCAUGGGCCUGUGGAGUGACUGGAGUCCUGUGGUGACCUGGCACACUAAAGAAGACUUUGGGCAGCUUCCCACUUUGCAUUGUGUACUGGACGGAGAGAAGGAGGUAACAUGUAGCUGGGAAGUGAGCAGAGAGCUGGCUCACAUCAUUACCUACCAGCUGGCCUGUCGACACAAUGAGAGUGCGCCGUUUGAGAGAUGUUGUUUGAACCCAGCAGUCACUUCUGACCUCACCAGGAUGAUGCUGAGGUACAGCUGCACGCUGUCUGUCACAGACCCAGAACAUCUGCAGCUGAACCUCCAGCCAACACACAGUGCCAAGAGUUUUAAACUCUACCAAAACAUUCGUCCCAACCCCCCACAGCAUGUAAAUGUGACGGAAGAAGACAAUAACUGGAUCGUGAAAUGGACCGAACCAAACAAGAGUCAAAAACACGGCCUGUAUUAUCAGGUCCUUUAUUACAGGAAACAAGAUGAGAAUUCUUCUACACUACUGGAAGUAAGGGAUUUAACUUCUUGGACCAUCCUUGGAAAAUGUUUAGCCCCACUCCAGGAUUACCAGGUCAAAGUUAGGUCAUUGGUUGUCCCUGGAUCAGGUUCAGAGUAUAAAGGAACCCCAUCAGAAUGGACGGAUCCUGUGGAGUGGACCACUAAUGAAGUCUGGUCCCCCACAACCUGGAUCUAUAUACUUAUCACUGUAGCAGUGGCUCUAGUCUUCCUCAUUCUGUACCGCACUAUUCCAGCUUGUCGAAGGAAUGUAAUUGGGUGGGUGGACUCAGUUCCUUCUCCAGGAAAAAGCAAAAUCCUGUCAGAGUUGAUGUCCCCCGGCAGUCGGACCCUUACGCAGACUGAAAAGCUGUAUAUUUGCAAAGUGCAACAACUGGACGUCUUAUCUACAUGCUCAUCACAAGCUUCGCUGUGGCCGACCAAGGACACAGAAAAAAAGUGCCUGGAUCAGGAUGAGGGUUGCUGGAGCUGUGAUAACCUGCCCUCUCCUACUGAGGAGGUUAACGUCUCUGACACUUCUGCGAUAAGCUUCACCGGGCCAUACAUCCUCUGUCGGUCGCCGGAGCCAGCCCCCGAGUCAGUGAGUGUCAAGGAUGAAGAGAUGGACACAGAAGCCCCGUCAGAUGGCUCUGCAUCGCCUUCUCCUGUAAAUUUCACUCUUUUCGGCGAAGGCUAUGUGUGUCUGCCCAGACACAGCAACUCCAGAUCCACACAGGACCUCAUGUCCCACUGUGAUGAAAACACGAGCACACACUGGUGUGACAGUGCUGAGCAGGACCAGAGGUGCAAUGAUCCAACACCAUGGCUCGUUAACUCGGACAUCAAGCCUGGCUUUAGCGAGCCCACCGUUGGGGGCAAACCGCCAGAAUACACGCCGGGACCUUUCACCCACUGGCCUGAAGGGGCCACCGUACAGGCGUCAGGGUACUGCCACCUCCCCACAGCCUUCAUGCAAGAGCAACGCGCUAGCCUGCAUAAUUCAUAGGAAGAUUUUAUCAAAAGAGGACCUAUCACUUUCUCUGCACACGAAACAACUUUCUUUUUGCAUAAACUUUUCACUUUAUUCUGAGUUACUGAUGCUUCAAUGUGAAAAAAAAUUCCUUCUAGCAUUUUUGAGAAGCUUUGUGCCUGUUUUUAAUCUUAACUGACAAAGUGGCUCCAUAGUGUAGUGGCUUAUAGAAAAGGCGAAAGAUCUCAGUUUUGAUCCCAGAAGGAAAUGCAAAUGACUCUGGAGUUGUGUCAGGAAGAGUAUCCAAAGAAAAAUCAAAUAUACUGAAGUGUAGUUUAGUGUCUCACCAUUUGAGGGCAAUAGUGAGCCAAAUUUUGUAGGUGGUCUUUAAGCUUAUGAGGGAUAGAAUGCAAUAUUAUGGGAAGCAAACUAAGCCUUUUCUUUGAACUUUUUUAGAUAAUUUCCUGGCAUAGACGGGGAUGGUAUGUAAUCCAAACGUAAUCCAAAAAGCAGCCAUGCAAAACAGCUUUCGUGAUUUUCAAUGCGUUCAAUUUUUGUUCUGCCUGUGUCUAAGCGUUGCACCAUCUUUUCAAAUGCAUGGCACCAUCAUUUUACUUGCCUGUGUAAUCUUUCAGCGUAAUGACAGCCUUUCACGCAGGAUGUGCACAUUUAGCCGCAGACUCUAAGAACUCAGUUGAAAUUUAGUCUUCUUUUAUUACUUCCUCUAAUUCCUUGUUGCCUUCACAGCUGAAGGGACGCAACUAUGUGAACUUCACAUCGUGGAAACAGUGUGUGCUGUACGUUUGCCAACUGUAACUUUCACUGUGGUCAUGUACAAUAUGCGUGUUUUGCACAGAGGUGUCUGAGUUGAGACCUUGUUGUCAGUGUUGUAGCCUAAGUGUUGCCAAAGGUGUGUAGAAUAUGCCAUCUGCAUUGUGAUGUGCUGAUUGUGCUAAGAUAAGCAUAACCAGUGCCGUGUGCAAAGGUUUUAGUUUAGAACUGACGUCAGCAAAGGCACAGAGACGUAAAUCUAAACACAUAAAGUCUAUUUUAAUGUAGGUAAUGGCAAUUAAAGGUGAAGGAGCACAACUCUGCCUGUAAAUACAAAAGAAGAGAAAAUAAGAAACGUUGGGCUGCCAAACUAUGUAAUAUAUAUAUAUUAUAAAUGCACUCUGUCUGUGGAUGAUCUUUAUGCUGAAGGAAAUAAACUUGUGUAAACUGAUGUCAGCUGUAAUUAAAAGAAUAUUAUAUUUU
This is a messenger RNA of Haplochromis burtoni (Burton's mouthbrooder), 5193 nucleotides long. It is a transcript of the gene csf2rb, whose product is annotated as colony stimulating factor 2 receptor subunit beta. Gene Ontology annotation, molecular function: protein binding; cytokine receptor activity. Lineage: Eukaryota; Metazoa; Chordata; Actinopteri; Cichliformes; Cichlidae. The record is from RefSeq and is a predicted model, not a curated record. Gene Ontology annotation, biological process: cytokine-mediated signaling pathway; immunoglobulin mediated immune response. Gene Ontology annotation, cellular component: external side of plasma membrane. The transcript is spliced from 14 exons. The coding region runs from base 1837 to 3975 and encodes 712 amino acids.